AGCAUCCUCCUGCUCACAUAUAUAAGGUGCACGCACAGGAGGUGGCAGUCGCUGUGAAAGCCAUCCACCCCUCGCACCUACACACACACACACACACACAUGCACACACCCCCCCACACACACAUAGCACACCCACAUAGCUACUCUCCUGCCUCACUUUUGGUGCACAUCCUCCUGUUAGUUUCUGCACACUUGGCCGCAUGGACGCCAUAGGGAGCCCCUUUAGGAGAGUUAUGGAUGGUAGGACGAGCAGCUACGGCUACAGCCGCUCAGCUGUCACCCCCUCCAGCGGCUUCCGCUCCCAGACGUGGUCCCGGGCGAGUCCUGGCUCCAGCGUGACCACGUCUUACAAGAGGAGCGUGAACAAGCCCCGCAUGGAGAGCAUGGAGCUCAGCCAAAGUUCUCUCCUGAGUGCAGACAGCAGGAACUCCAACGAGAAGGAGCAACUCCAAGGGCUCAACGACCGCUUCGCUGUGUACAUCGACAAAGUGCACUACCUGGAGCAACAGAACAAGCAGAUCGAGGAGGAGAUCCAGGCUCUGCGGAACCAGCAGGUGUCCCGCUCCCAGCUGGGCGACCUCUACGACCAGGAGCUGCAGGAGCUGCGCGCCACUCUGGAGCAGAUUCACCGCGACAAGGCUCAGAUUCAGCUGGACACCGACCACCUGGAUGACGACAUCCAGCGGAUCAGGGAGCGCCUGGACGAGGAAGCCCGCAUCCGGGAGGACACAGAGGCUAUCAUCCGCGUCCUCAAGAAGGACGCCGGCGAUUCGGAGCUGCUCAAGUCUGAGCUGGAGAAGAAAGUGCAGUCCUUGCAGGACGAGAUCGCCUUCAUCCGCAACAACCACGAAGAGGAGGUGAGCGAGCUGCUGGGCCACAUCCAAGCGUCUCAGGUGACCGUGGAGAGGAGGGACCCCCAACGGGCCGACAUCACCGAGGCUCUGCGGGAGAUCCGCAGCGAGCUGGAGGGCCACUCCAACCAGAACCUGCAGCAGGUGGAGAACUGGUUCGUGUGCCACUACGCCAAGCUCAACGAGGCGGCCGAGCAGAACAAGGACGCCAUCAAGUCCGCCAGGGACGAGAUCAGCGACUACCGGCGCCAGCUGCAGACCAAGACGGUGGAGCUGGAGUCGGUCCGCGGCACCAGAGACUCGCUGGAGAGGCAGCUGAGUGACAUUGAGGACCGCCACAACAGCGACCUAGCCAGCCUGCAGGAGACAAUCCACCAGCUGGACAAUGAGCUCAAGAGCACCAAAUGGGAGAUGGCACGCCAUUUGCGUGAGUACCAGGACUUGCUCAAUGUCAAGAUGGCCCUGGACAUUGAGAUCGCUGCAUACAGGAAACUCCUGGAGGGCGAGGAGACCCACUUUAGCACUUUCUCCCAUCGUCCGGCCGUGUCCUCCUCCAAGAUCUCAAGGGUCAAGUCGGAAGCUCCCAGAAUGAAAGUGCAACAUAAGUUUGUGGAGGAGAUCAUUGAGGAGACCAGGGUGGAAGAUGAAAAGGCCGACAUGGAGGAUGCCCUGGCCGAGAUAGCGCAGGAGCUCUCGGCCACACUGGAAGGCAGCGGUGGAGAAGAAGAAGAGGAGGAGGAAGAAGAGGCUGGUGGUGAGGAGGAAGAGGAGGAAGGUGAGGUGGAGGAAGAGGAAGUUAUAGCUGCAACUGAUGCCAAAGUUAGUUCACGUGCACCCGCCAAGGAGGAAAAAGGGGAAGAUGAGGAGGGUGGUGAUGAGGAAGAAGAGGGGGAGGAAGGUGAGGAGGAGGAACAGGAGGAAAAUGAAGAAGAUGAGGGCGACGAGGGGAGCAAAGGAGAGGAGGAGGCAGGUGACGAUGAGGAGGAAGUGGAGGAAACCAUCCUGUGCACAAAAACUCAGGAGUCCAAAGCCUUGCCUGAGAAAGCCAGCGUUGAAGGAGAGGGAGAAGAAGAAGAAGAAGAAGAAGAAGGAGGAGAGGCCAGUGGGGGAGAGGAGGAGGCCGAAGAGGAGGACAAGGAUGAAGGAAAGGAUAAAGCAGACAAGGAAACAAAGGAGGGUGUGGACAAAGGGAAAAAAGAAGAGUCUACGAUAAAAGCUGAGGAAAUUAUUGUAGCCAAAGUUGAAGUUCAGAAAACAGAAGCUGCAAAGCCUGAAGCCAAAAAGGAAGAAACUGUCAAAACAGAACCAGUAAAACCAGAUUCCCUCAAGCCUGAAUCCCCAAAGCCGAGUUCCCCAAAGUCAGAAUCUCCAAAGCCUGGUUCUCCAAAGUCGGAAUCCCCGAAGCCUAGUUCCCCAAAGUCAGAAUCCCCAAAGCCUGGUUCCCCAAAGUCGGAAUCCCCAAAGCCUAGUUCACCAAAAUCUGAAUCACCAAAGGCUGGUUCCCCGAAAUCUGAAUCUCCAAAACCUGGUUCCCCACAGUCUGAAGCCCAAAAGCCCGUAUCUCCCAAAACUGAAUCUCCAAAAGCAGAAUCCCCUAAAUCGGAACCCCCCAAGCCUGGAUCCCCCAAAGAAGACUCGCAAAAGGAUAGCUCCCCAAAAGCAGAGUCCCCUAAAUCAGAAUCCCCAAAUGCCGAAUCUCCCAAGCCUGCGUCCCCAAAAGCUGAAUCCCCUAAAUCGGAAUCUCCCAAGCCUGCAUCCCCAAAAGCUGAAUCCCCCAAGAAUGCAUCUCCAAAGGCCGAAUCCCCUAAAUCGGAAACACCCAAGCCCGCAUCCCUCAAAGAAGAGGCACCAAAGGCUACCUCCCCUAAAGCAGCGUCACCUAAAUCUGAAUCUCCCAAGCCUGCCUCCCCCAAAGACGACUCACCAAAGGCCAGUUCCCCAAAAGCAGAGUCCCCCAAAUCAGAAUCUCCCAAGCCGGCCUCCCCCAAAGAAGACUUACCAAAGGCUAGCUCGCCAAAAGCAGAGUCCCCCAAAUCAGAAUCUCCCAAGCCGGCCUCCCCCAAAGAAGACUUACCAAAGGCUAGCUCGCCAAAAGCAGAGUCCCCCAAAUCAGAACCGGCAAAAGCAGAAUCUCCCAAGACAGAAACAACCAAAUCUGAUGUGCCACAACCUGGCGAAGACAAAAAGAGCGACUCGACAGACGAUAAGAAGACAAACGACGUGGCUAUGAAUGGCGACGUAGACAAGAACAGCCCAGUGGAGGAAGAGAAGAAGGAUGAGGGCAGCAACGUGAUCACUAAUGGUGUGGACGAAAGCCCCAUCAAAGACGACGGCAGCCAAAAGGUGGUGAUCACCAAAACCGUGGAGACCAUCACCACAGGGGAGGACGGUUCGCAGCUGGUCACCAAGUCGGUCACGGUGACCGAGACGGUGAAGGAGGUGGAAGAGGUGCUGCAGGAGAAGAUGGUCUCCACCGUCAAGACGGAGACACACUCCACCCAGUCCAUCAAGCAGGUGACAGAGGGCGACUAAGGCGGAAAAGCGAGAGUAAAGGAUGAGAGAAGACAAGCAAUCAAGCAGAACUAACAUAAGACAACACCAUACAGCUAGAGCCACAUAAUACACAACUUAGAGAGAAGCCAAACAAAUGCUACAAAUGUUAGAAAUGCAUGUUUGCAGACGCACUGAGGGGGCCAGCCAUUCUGACAUUUAUCUUCUUCUGUUCUUUCGGCAGUUCGCUGAUGAGCUUGUGGUUUUUGGGGUGGGCGGGGCUUUGCAUGCUAGCUCAGGGGCUGAAGGAGAGCACUUACCUCUCCUAUGUAUGUACUGUAUGUAUGUUAAGAAUAGACUGUAAAGAGACAUAUGUGAAAGGACACACUGUAAGGCAAGUGGGAUGUUACUUUCUUUUUGUAGCUUAAGUAAAUGAGGGAAGGGAGAUCGGGUGGGGGGAUAGAGGAGGGAGGGGCCUCUGCACACAUGCAUAAUGCUGUGCUGAUGUAGCCUGACUUGACAUACGUGAAGAUAGCAACUCAGCCAAAAAGACACUACACACCCGCCGCAGCGAAUGACAACAGAAUGACCACAUGACCAUACGCAGUACCCCGAUGCUGUUCAUGAACCCUGAGAAACUACUAGCCUUAAACAUGCUUUUUAAUCCAUGUCUGUUAUGUUUACUUGAGUGCUAAUGCAAAGAAACACUGUACUAGUAUAGAGACUUGCAUUCUGGUAUAUGCAUAGGAACGGACUUGAAUUGCAAAACAGAAAUAUGAGGUGCUACUGUUUGCAGUCCCAUGACCUUACUCAUCAACAAUUUCCCAGCAGCAUUUGCUCAAUAAACAUCAUAAUGGUUACA
Molecule: messenger RNA, 4203 nt
Organism: Dunckerocampus dactyliophorus (ringed pipefish)
Lineage: Eukaryota; Metazoa; Chordata; Actinopteri; Syngnathiformes; Syngnathidae
Gene: nefmb
Product: neurofilament medium chain b
Exons: 3
Coding region: 201-3383 (1060 amino acids)
Biological process (GO): neurofilament bundle assembly
Cellular component (GO): axon; cytoplasm; postsynaptic intermediate filament cytoskeleton
Molecular function (GO): structural constituent of cytoskeleton
Source: RefSeq, a predicted model, not a curated record